UUAUGGAAACACCUUGCAGUAGCAAUGAAUAAGGUUAUAAUAAUCACCACAACCAAGACUGUUAGCACUGCAGAAAACUAUCAAUAUGACAUGCCAGUUCUUCUUUUUCUUUUCAGUUUUCUUUUUUGCUUUUAAAAACACGCAAUCUGUGCUAAAUUUUGACAAUAAUGAUGAAAUAGUCAUUCGAGACUUUCUUUAGAGUGCUGAAGGAAACUUCCUCUCGAAAUCAGGAACUGUUUUAUCAACUGAAACUACCAAGAGCAAAAAGGAAUGUUGUUUCAAGUGUGUACAAAACAAGGCGGAAUGUUUGUCAGUGAAUGUCAUCACUGUGGACCAAACGAGUCUUCGUUGUGAGUUGCUUAAUUGGACAGGAACAGGCUACGAACAGUAUCUCGUGCCGAAAAUCAAUUCGACGUUUAUGCAGAUAAAGAAUCCUUGCCUGGAGGGGCCUUGCCUUAAUGAUGGCCAGUGUGUGUUAUAUAACGAUGCACGUGAUUAUCGUUGCACGUGUAAAGAAAGAUUUAAUGGAAGCCAGUGCCAAAUUGCUCUCGGAUAUCCCAAAAAAGAAGUCGAAGCCUUAGACAACUCUGGUAUACUGUCUAAUUAUGACAAUCCGAGUUUCUUGAUAAAGACAYUGACAGGCUACAUAGCCACCAYGUUUCAUGAGACAAGUCCAAAGGACUGGGUGAGUUGUUGGCACGCUUCUAAAGAUGGAUGGGACACCCGAUCAACKUUCCAUYCUCAGUGUGACGGGAAAAACCCUACAAUGACGCUUGUCCGUGUUGGUUGGAACCUGUUUGGUGGAUUCACCGAUAAACCCUGSAAUACUGCGCACCUCUAUACCAAGUCCUCAAGGUCCUUUAUAUUUUCCCUGAACAGCACCAAAGGAAAUAAUCCCAUCCAGCUGAACCUAACAAGACCAAAMYACCAAAAGUAUGCUAUUUUUUCAACUAAAACUAACGGACCGACAUUUGGGAAAGGAAUGCAUGACAUCAUGCUUGCUAAUGAUGCCAUAAAUAACAAAGAUUCAUACACAGUUUCAAAUAGCUAUACUCCCCCACCAGGUUGUACACCUGAUCAYACUUGUCUUUAUUUUGCUGGAGGAUCCGAAAAUAAGUUUACGCCGGACGAUAUACAAGUCUUCUACUACGCUGUCCAGACAACCGGACUUCGGAAUUCCACAAUCCUCAAAGAUUAUGGCAACGAUAGCUACGUGAAGACAUUAGAACUCUUUAUARAUACUGCAUUACAUCAUCCCAAUCCAAACCAAUGGGUGAGAUGUUGGCACGCCGCUGAAGAUGGAUGGGAAGUAGAAAUAACAUUCCAUCCUCAGUGUGACGGAAAGAAAAACACGGUGACGAUAGUUCGUGUUGGUCAGUACGUGUUUGGUGGAUUCACCGAUAAACCCUGGCAUACUCACGGGCUAUCCAAGUCAUCAAGUUCCUUCCUAUAUUCUCUGUACAAUAUCAAAGGAUAUAAUCCCAUGCAAUUGAAAAUAAGAGGCCCAGAUAWCGAGAAAAACGCUAUUUAUGGCAAUAAAGGUAAUGGACCAGCAUUUGGAUAUCAUGACCUGUUUAUUUCUAAUAAAGCCGACAGCAUUGAAACGUCAUAUUAUCAAGUUAAGGACUACGAGUCACCGCCUGGUUGUAAUCCAAGCAUUAGUUGUGACUACAUUGCGGGUAAACGUACCUUCAGUGUGGACGAUGUGGAAGUGUUUUAUUACRUCAAUGAAACUCUACUGAAGAAUUCUGCGAUCCUUUCUCAUCAUGGAAAUGAUGCAUAUAUCAAGACUCUGACAGGCUUCUUAGACGCUGCAUUACAGCAGUCGACUUCAGACCAGUGGGUGAGAUGUUGGCACGCCGCUGAAGAUGGAUGGGAUGUUUAUGUAUCUUUWCAUCCUAUGUGUGAUGGAAAGAAACCCAGUGUGACGAUAGUYCGUGUYGGUCAGUACGUGUUUGGUGGAUUCACCGAUAAACCCUGGCAUACUGUUGCAACCUAUACCAAGUCAUCAAAAUCAUUCCUAUUUUCACUGUACAACACACAAGGAUAUCAACCCAUCCAGUUGAACCUAACAGGCCCAGGCAGCUACAAUUAUGCUAUUUAUGGUCAGUUAAAUGUUGGACCAGCAUUUGGACGYGACUUGCAGAUCGUUCAACUUGCCUCAAGCAAUACAAAGUCGUUUUAUAAAGUCUCUGACUAUCAGCCCCCGCCUGGUUGUAGUGCUGGAUCUGAGUGUACCUACAUUGCAGGAAGCGAAAUGUUUAAGCCAGACGAUGUGGAAGUGUUUUAUCAUAGCAUUUGAAUCUGUAAGCUAGAAUUUGAGAACAAUGUGUAGGUUUUUUAAUAUUCAGUUUCGAAUUCAAAGCGAAUAACCGCUGUUUUACUUGACAGCAGAUUCUAUUACGCUAUUACGCUAUUACGCUAUUACGAUUAUAACGAAAAUCGCACAUUUUGAACAUGUAUAGUUUACAACACGAGCUUGUUGUUUUGGAAUUACAAUCUCAAAUUACAAUAUAUAAUUUAAUGUAAAUAGUCCAUAUCACAAGCCCGCCAUUUUGAAUCGGUU
Molecule: messenger RNA, 2566 nt
Organism: Exaiptasia diaphana
Lineage: Eukaryota; Metazoa; Cnidaria; Anthozoa; Actiniaria; Aiptasiidae
Exons: 9
Coding region: 419-2302 (627 amino acids)
Source: RefSeq, a predicted model, not a curated record